Messenger RNA from Hyphopichia burtonii NRRL Y-1933, 3855 nucleotides. RefSeq lists its product as uncharacterized. The transcript has a single exon. NCBI's taxonomy places the organism in Eukaryota, Fungi, Ascomycota, Pichiomycetes, Serinales, Debaryomycetaceae. The record is from RefSeq and is a predicted model, not a curated record. Bases 1 to 3855 code for a protein of 1284 amino acids.
AUGCUUGGAAGACUAUUCAGACAGAAUAGUCAAUCAAGUAUAUCAAACCAACAGCCAAACUCCAACAUCAAACAACCCCCUUUUCAAAACCCUCAUCCGAAAAUACCACAUCAUUCAAGCGGUUCAAAUGUCAAUUCUUAUGAAGACUCUUAUACCAGAUCCAACUUAUAUGGUACUCCUGAUUCAUCAUCUCUAAAACCGUACCACCCAAACCAAAAAUUCUUUAGAAUUAUAAUAGCUCAAGAUGGUGGAAGCUUGCGAUCAAAGCAAGUACUUUAUGACUCUUCAUCUUCAAUGGACCAUAACCAAAAUCCUUCUUCUAGUUGGCAGCUGAAUUCCAACCCUAAUCAAUCUUCUCCUUCUUCUAAGAAUCCAAAAUCAAAUCUUAGCGCUAAGAAUAUUCUUACUUCAAAAAUUUAUCAUAAUGCAAGUGAAUUAAAUGAUUAUAUGUUUGGCUGUGGGUUGCCCACAAAUGAAUCGGCUAGUUCUACCAAAAUGCACAUAUUACCUACUUUGAACAACUCAAUUUAUGGAUCAUAUCUGUCUGUCUUGAUUACAAAAUUGUUUCUGAUACCGAGUGCUACCUCCGAAACGAAUACUUCAAACCCAACUACUAAUAAUGAAGAUGAUGAUAGUACUUGGCUCCCUCAUCCUUCUAUCCCAAUCAAGGAAACAACGAUUAAAAACCUUUCGCUAAACUUACCAAGUCGAAGAAAUUCCAGUACUUCAUUGAUAAGCUCUACUAGCUCCUCACCAAGCCAAAAUUCUAAUUCUCUGAAUAAUAUUAGCAGCAGAUUUUCAAUCGGUAUUAUAAUCCCAAUCGAAUCAAUUGAUGAUGAUAUAGCUGAUAUAAUAUAUAACAAUUGGGAUGAAAUAACUCAUUUUCUGAUUGUUUUACAAAAAAUCGUGUCUAAAAAAUUAAUUUCGGCUCUUAAUAAUAGUAUAAGCUUGCCUCCUUUGCUGCCGUCACCAACGAGUCUGAAUUCAACUACCCCUAAUUCUUCCCCCUUUAUCAUUAAAAAACGUAUUCAGUUCCCAAGCUACAUUCUACAAAAUGAUCAUGAAUUGAAUGGUCAAUUGUUUAAAUUGAUAAAAUUACUUCAUUAUAAUUCUAAUAUUCCAAAAUUAAUCAAUUCAAACUCUCUCAUUAAACAUUCAAUUCUUAAUCCAACAACCUCUAAUUUUACUCCGAUUCUAAUCAAUUGGAUCUUAGAGAUUAUUAAUUGGCUAGAGUUUAAAGAUGGUAAAUCAAAUAAUUCAAACCAAUCUUCAAAUAUAAAUUUCAAUUAUAAUUCCCAAUUCCAUCAAGACAAUGCAAGUUUCUCUAAUCAUGAUCACAUCCAACCUUCGGCCCACCCUACUAAUAAUCUCAAUAACUCCCACAACAUUGGCAAUACUUUCUUAGCAAGCUUACUUGCUCUAUUAAUACCACUUCGCCAAAAGUUAUGCAAUAAGCCUGUUGGUGCUAGUCUCAAUAAUAAACAAGAAAAAGAAAUCACUAGAGUGGUUAUAAUGACUGGAAAUCCAAUGGUUGCGAAAAAACUAAUAUUCAUAAUCAAUGCCUUGAUUCCAAAUGAUAAAUUUUUAGUUGAUUUAAAUGAAACAAUAGUUGACCUUGAUAUCGAUGAUGAUAACUCUUUAGGUCACCAUGAAAAUGAAACUAACGAAACUUCGAUCAGUAAUGAUGAUAAUGACGAUGACAACAAGAACACAAAUGAAAAGAAUAACUUUAACGAUAAUAUUGACAAUGUCACUACCACACCUAAGAUUAAGAAUAGCGAAUUCCAACAAUCAAAUCCCCCUUCACCAAAACUGAAAGUUUCGCCAAGUUCACCUUCAAAAUUUUCAAGCUCAAAUGGGAAACAAGUUUUACCAAUUACUCCCUAUAAUUCACAUUCAACAAGCCCAACAAAGCCAAUCCCAAUUAAAAAUUCUGGGCUUUCAUCUUCUCCAGUAGCCACUAGGGAACUGUCGAGCUCUAUGUCUUCAAACAGCUCUUCCCUUAAUAGGUCAGCUUCAUAUUCCAAAGGCUGGGAAAUUCCAACAAAAUCUGGACCUAGUACUUCAACAACUGGAAAAGCAUUACCAUCAAGAGUCGAAACUAGUUCAAAGAACAUCCCAAUUGCUCAAGAAAGUCUGUUGAGCGAAAGAAGAUCUUCUCAAUCCAAGUCCUUCUCAAUGGCAUAUCUUUCGUCCUCUUUGAACUCUUCGUUGUCUUCGAGUGCUUCUAAUUAUUCAUUGAGUAAACUUGGCGGUAGUUUUAUGGAAAAAUGGAGAAAUACUCUUAACAGUUCAGCUGGUAAUAACACAGGCACAAUAGGUACCCCAGGAGGUUUCGGCUCAUCUUAUCAAACACCAAAUGAAAACUCCGGUGGGAGCUAUAAUGCCUCUAACGGAUACUUCAAUAUCAAUCAUCAUGCAAAUGGGGUCAAUAUCAACAAUAACUAUAAUAAUAGUCACAAUUUAUACGAUAGCAGUGAGUAUGUACCACAUUACCAAUCCGGUAGCCUAACUAAAAGAAGUUCAGUGCAGUCGUUACGUACACCAUCACCGGUGGUGGAAUUUUCAAUUGAUGAAUCUUCCAACAGUCAGUUGAAUAUUGGAAGCUUGACUCCUGUUAGUCAAUUAAGCUCUCAAGCUAAGUUAUCGAGAACUCAAUCAAUGUUUGAUUUGUAUCAUAUGAAUAACCAUAAUCAUAAUCAUUGUGUUCAAGAUAAACGAUUUAAUGUCAUUCAAGAAGGCAGUCCAAGUCACCACCCAAUGCUGUAUCAUGGACAUCAUCAACCUCAAAAAGAAAUCGUUGGCCUCAAGAGAACUAAAUCUAGUGUUAUCACCCCUAUAUUACAAGCACGGACCCUGAAAAAUAUUAAUGAAAUCAACAAGUCUAGAAUUGAAACAAAAUGUUCCAAAAUAAUGAAGGCCAAUAUUUCUUAUUCAAUUGAAAACCAAUCAGAUCGUAUUUUGAACGUUGAUUCCAUUGACUUCACCAAUCAUUCUAGAGAUAGUCCUGACAUAUCAGUUAAUGAUACGGAUGAUAGUUUCCAUGACGAAAAUACUGUUACAUCGUCUAUGUUGAAUAAGAGCAUAUCAGUCAAUUCGAUUAAGCCAGUUUCUGAACGACCAUUACAAUUGUAUAAACGAAAUUCAUUAUUACCUAAUGUCGCAUUUGUUGAUGAAUUCAGACCGGAGUUUACAGUUCAGUCAUGUCCUGUUAAUCCGAAAUUGGAAUCUCAAGUAAUGACUGCUAUGAAAAACGAUUUGUUAUUCUAUCAAAACAACUGUGAAUAUGAAAAAGUUACAUCCAGAACCGUGUUCAUCAGUUUAAGAGCAAGAGAAAUCAAAUUAAUUGAGAUGAAUGUUGGCGGUGAAAUACUUCAGAAUUUGAAAAACAAAAGCUCUAGCUCCCAGAAUAAUGUUUCCACAUUGAAUAAAAACCCCGAAGAAACGUUAUCGCCAAGUACUAGAGGUAAUGGUGGUGCAUCGGUUAAUCAAUCUCCAUUAAGUGCGUAUUUCAAGAACUCAAGUAAUUUACCAGAGAAUAUCAAUUCUCCCAUGAAAUAUAACGAAAACAGCCAACAAACAUCCAUGACGAAUUCCGUUUCAAAUAGCGGUAGCACCAGCUCGAGUUAUAAGACGACGAUCAAAAAGAUCUUUACUCCAAAUAAAAGUUCAGGUGAUAAGAACUUAAUCAAUACUGUGGAAACUACUUUGACAGAAAUUAAUAAAUUAUUCAAUCCCGAAUCCCAAAGCAAAGAUUAUUUCCAGCAUAACAAGCAGCACUCAAAUGACGACCAUGAUGACGGCAACGACUUCAAUGAGAAGUUGGCAAUUUUAAUUAGUAAUUUAUUACAUUAA